UCGCGGCGGCCCGGGAGCGCGCAGAGGCCGCCGGGAAGGGGGCGGAUCGCGGGAGCAUGGCGCACAAGCAGAUCUAUUACUCGGACAAGUACGACGACGAGGAGUUCGAGUAUCGGCAUGUGAUGUUACCAAAGGAUAUAGCCAAACUGGUCCCUAAAACACACCUGAUGUCUGAAUCAGAAUGGAGGAACUUAGGAGUUCAACAGAGCCAAGGCUGGGUCCAUUAUAUGAUCCACGAACCAGAGCCUCACAUACUGCUGUUCCGACGGCCACUGCCAAAGAAGCCAGAAAAAUGAACCUGUUACCUCUGACCUGUGUAUAGAACCUCCCCCUCUCUUUUCUUAGAUACAUGCACCUUUGGGGGGUUUGUCUCCUGUUUUAAAAUAUCUGACAAAUGUUUCAGUACAUUAAAACUCCUGGCGAUUUAACUUCAAGCAAAUCCAAUCAUCAUGACAAUAGUGGCUGGUAGAAAAUGACUUGGCUCGAAACUAGAGUCUGGCCUUUACAUAUGAAAAUCCUGUUGUAUAGAACCCAAUGAUUCUUACCCACUGAGUGUGUCAAUGCUCUCCUGAGUUCUACUUGAGCAGAGAGAUUUUUAACUGCAAAAUCUAGACUUCAACAGUUGAACCAUAAAUAUUUUAACAUUGUUUGGCAUGUGAUAGUUGCUGCUUGUUCAGGGGGUAUGUUGGACUUUAUUCCUGGUGGACACUAUAUCCACUUGCUUGGCAUCUGCUUUAACACUGUUUGAUAUGUAUUUUUGAAUCUUUAUUUUUGAAUAAUUUUUUAAGUUCUAGAAAGUCUGUUCAAAAUCUGUGGUUGAAGUCCUUCAAUAAAGAGGAAGUUUUUUUAAA
Gopherus flavomarginatus (Mexican gopher tortoise) is the source of this 851-nucleotide messenger RNA. RefSeq names its product CDC28 protein kinase regulatory subunit 1B (gene CKS1B). The transcript has 3 exons. The record is from RefSeq and is a predicted model, not a curated record. Gene Ontology annotation, biological process: regulation of mitotic cell cycle. Gene Ontology annotation, molecular function: ubiquitin binding; protein kinase binding; cyclin-dependent protein serine/threonine kinase activator activity. Bases 57 to 296 code for a protein of 79 amino acids. NCBI's taxonomy places the organism in Eukaryota, Metazoa, Chordata, Testudines, Testudinidae. Gene Ontology annotation, cellular component: cyclin-dependent protein kinase holoenzyme complex; SCF ubiquitin ligase complex.